UAGCGGCCGCGACGGAGGGGUGCGCGCGCGAGCUGCCGUGCUGCCGGAGCCGGGCGCUGGCCGAAACACUGUUUUAUCGGACGAUUUUUGGACGGAUCUGAGCGAGAGUGGACUGUUGCAGUGCGUUGGAGUGGUUUGUGACCCGAGGCGGACGCGGGACGAUGCUGGUUUAGACACCGGGACUUGAGUGACAAGACUGACAGGUGAAGAGCAGGACCGAAAAUGCCUCGUCGGAAGCAGGACUGCCCCAAACGGAUGCAAUGGGAAGAGGAGCAGGCGCUCCUAGCUGCAGCUGCCGCCGGCGCUGGCGCUCCGGAUGACGCCGCUGCCGCCGCCGCUGUCUCCGAUGACGCCGCCGGAGCCGGAGAUGACGCCCCGAUGCCCAGUGACGAGGAGAGCGAGUGCUCCGACAAGAUGCUGCUCGGCGCCGCCACCUCCGCCUCAUGGGACGGCGCCGGCUCUCGGCCGAGCUCGGCUCAGUCUGCCGAGCUGGCGAUGCGCUCUGCCGCCCUGGGCAGCCCUCCGGAGCCGGCCCGCUCGCCACCAGACGUCCUCGACUUCAGUGUGCGCCGUCCGGCCAGCACCAGCUCUGAGGAGGCCCCGGCGGCGGCGACGGGCGCCCGGCCGGCCGGCGACUCGCCGCUCGAUCUCAGUGUGCCGCGCCGCCGGCCCGGAGGGCACAACAUCGACGAGCUGAUGGCGCCCAAACAGCCGCGCCUGGACACCAAGCCGCCGACGUUCCUGUCGCCCUGGGACCGCAAGUUCCCGUUCCCGUUCGCCGGUGCGGCCCUGCCGAAGUUGGAUGCGUGGAACGGUAAGCCGGACCCGGAACCACCGAGCUCGCAGAAGCUGCCUCCCUACACCAAGUCUCCAACACCCAGCGAGGCGUCGCGCGCCCUCGAGCGGAUGCAGGAACUCACCAAGCUCUCCGGUGAGCCAAGCGACCUGUUCCGACAGCUGGGCCAGCGACCGAACGUCUGGCAGAAUCAGUGGAUGAGCCGCGGCGUGGAGCAGGCCCGCGACGUGCUCAAGUGCGUCUGGUGCAAGAUCUCGUUCAACACACUGGCGGAGCUGACGGCGCACAUGCGGGAGGCGCGGCACACCACCAUGCCGACGCCGCCCACCAUCCCACCGUCUCCGUCAACGUCUUCGGCGACCUCCGAGGCGGUCAGCUCGCUCAAGGAGACGAUGCCGCUACCGAGGAAGCUGGUGCGAGGCCAGGAUGUCUGGCUCGGCAAGGGCGCAGAGCAGACGCGACAGAUCCUCAAGUGCAUGUGGUGCGGCCAGAGCUUCAAGUCGCUGGACGAGAUGACGCAGCAUAUGCAGAAGACCCAGCACUACACCAACAUCAUCUCGCAGGAGCAGAUCAUCUCGUGGAAGUCGCCAGAUACCAAGGCGCCGUCCCAGAGUCACGUCAACGCUGUCCUCACCUGUAAGGUUUGCGACCAGGCGUUCGCCAGUCUGAAAGAACUCAGCAACCACAUGGUCAAGUACUCGCACUACAAGGAACAUAUCAUGCGCUCCAUCAGCGAAUCGGGUGGCCGUCGAAGGCAGACUCGCGAAAAGCGCAAGAAGUCUCUGCCUGUGCGGAAACUGCUGGAGCUGGAGCGAGCGCAGGGAGAACUGAAGGCUGAACGUGCUGUCAAGGAAGGCGCCGGUAAGAUCACCUGCGAGAAGUGUUCGGCUCGCAUCGACACUCCGCUGUUUGUCGAGCAUAUCCGGACGUGCCCGGGAAAGACCACCGCUUCUAAGAGUCCCAGUGAGACGUCCAACUCGGCCAGUGACCGUAAGACGCCCGGCGAUGAUGAGGAGGACGUUCCUUCGGCAGCGACCGGAGCCGGCAGCGGCGCGUCUGCCGAAGCGGGCUCCGCCGACGCUUCCUCCUCCCCGUCUGCCAUCAACGCGCUGGAGCGGCUUAUCGAGAAGAGUCUGAACCCCCGGCAGCGCGCCAGCGCUCCCUCGGCCGCCUUCCAGGGCGCCAGCAUCCUCAAACGGCUCGGUAUCGACGAGAGUGUCGACUACUCUCGGCCUCUGCUGGAGGCGGGUGGACCGGCGCCGCGCGCUCGCUCCGGCAGCGAGUCAAGUGCCGCGUCCGAGGCACGCUUCGACACCGAGAGUGACGCCGAGCGGCCCGAGCCGGAGCGCGAGCGGCAGUUGUCGCUACCGCUGCCGCUGCCGCCGCUGCGGAUCGAGGCGACCGAGAAUGGCAGCAAGGAGCCGCCCCCGGCGGCGGCGGCGGCGCGGCCGCUCUCACACUCCUCAGCCGCCUCUCCGGUGGGAGACGUCGCCAAGAAGAGCGACGGCUCAGCUAGUCCGGCGGCAGGCAGCGAGCGCGCGCUAACACCGCGCUCGGCGGCCGGCAGCGACCGCUCCACCCCUGCCGAGGAGCCGCCGGCCGAACCGCGCCGGCCCGGCCCGGCCAACCCGCUGGCGGCGCUGCAGAAGCUCUGUGACAAGACGGAUACGCCGCCGCCCCGCUCGGGCGCCGGCACCGGCGGCGCGCCGGUGCAGGGCGCGCCCGGCGCCAUCCUCGCCUUCUCCUGGGCAUGCAACGACGCCGUGAUGACCGACUCGAUCAUGAAGUGUGCUUUCUGUGAUACUCCUUUCAUAUCAAAAGGCGCGUACCGCCACCAUCUGUCCAAGAUGCACUUUGUCAAGGACGGCAUGGUCCCCGAGCCGGCCACCUCGAAGGCGAGCGCGAGCAACAAAGCGGCUGCGCCUCGCUCACCACCCUCAUCGAGCAACUCCAGUGUCGAUGAGACGUCGCACUCGAAGUUUCUCAAGUACACUGAACUUGCGAAGCAGCUCUCAUCCAAGUACGUCGUAGAGUAGCGUGGUGUUGUGGUGUAGCUCUCUGACGCGCGCGACUCCGCUACGUGAAGGUCGCGCGCAGUGUCUUAGAUCGGCCCUCUUGUGUUGGCCGACUCGUUUUGCGCGCUGCGUCGCGCGCGCGCGCGCGCUGGCGGUAAUGUGGCGCGCGAUCGCUCCUCUCCCGGCCGUACGAUGUUCAGUUGUUUUUCGUUUGUAUUUAUGUACGCAUUAGCGGGAGUCGUGAUCGGCGGCGGCGGCGGCGGCAGCGGUGCGUGACUGCGGGUUCCGAGACCCUGUUCGUGCCCGCCUGAAUGACAGCACAUCCUCUGGCUCGCCGCGGCGCCGGCAAUUAUCCAAACUGCGGCCGUCAGCCGCACGGCGCGGCGCGCCGCUCGUGACGCGCCAGUUUUGUCGCCGCGUCACGAGCGCGCCGCGACUGGCGCGCGGCAGCUGCACACCGAGCCAGUUUUUCGACUCUAAUUUAUGCCGAUGCGCUGCGAUGUGACCGUCGCGAGUCAUACACCUUUGGCCGGCGGGUGGUCAAUCCCGCGACAUAGCGGUGUCGGCAGAAGUGACAGGCGCGCGGCUAAAGGUGUACCGCUGCCCGAUACCAAAGGAUACGUCAUUAAAAACUGUCAGCCAGCGCACCGAGUGACGUUUGAAAGCUAUUUGUACUAAUCGUAUGACAUGCAUGCUGUCACCGUCACUCCAUUGACAUCUCAAAGGCGGCUCAAAGCUGUCAAGAUUAAUGAAAGGCGAGGAUCGAUAGGGCCCGCUUCGGUCGCGGCCGUUCCUUUGUUGCAGCCCUUGCAUUGUCAUCGUGCAACAUUGUCCAAAUAAUACUUACUCACGACUCGCGGUGCGCGCUGGGCACGGCGCCACGGUCGCCGGCCAUGAAUUCAGCGCCGCCUUUCCGGCGUGUGACAGCCGCGCCGGGGCGACACGCCCGUCACUACCGCCGAGGUCAGCCCGUGACCUCGGCGUGGCUGACCGGUCGUCUCGUGACGGGUCAGUCGGUACACCGCAGACACCCUCAACCGACGUGCCCUAGCGCCGACCGCACGUAAAAAGCGCAGCCGUCGCUUCUGAUCAGCAAUUAUUGGCGUGUUCCUUCACCCUUCUGGGCGCGAUUUUUGCUCGGCCUUUUUCGGCUCAGUAAUGACCGGCAAUUAGGUGCCGUCGCUGUCACGACAGGCCACUGGCUGUCACUCAGCCGCCACACUGAUGGACAGUCUACCUGUUUAACAAAACCUAUACAUGACUGACAAAAUUUCUCUAUUGAUUCUUUUUGGGCCGCACGGCGUUUUUGCUCGCGUCGUAAUUACAGGGCUGCUUCUUGUCGGGUCGACUCACGUUGACGGUACCGGCGUGGCUCGACAGGCACGAAGCCGGCUCGGACCGACGCGUCCGUCACAACGCCUCUAACUAUAGUAAUUUGGACCAUCAAAGCCGUUGCCAGAUUUGCAUGGCGUAUCAUCAUGUCACGCGGACGCGGGCGGCGCCGGCGCCGGAAGGGUUGGCCGCGCGCCGGCCGUUCGACGCGAGCUGUCCGCCGAACCGCGCCGCGGCGCACCGCUUUUUGCUGCGAUUCGGCGGCGAAAAAUGGGCACGUUUCUAUGGUUACCGCUGCCGUUCGCGGCGCGAUCGUGCGCAUUUUUCGCCGGCCACCGCCUCUCAGGGAGACGCGAUCCGUCUGACGCGCUGACCGCGCUAAAAAUCGCCCAUUGUGGCUAACAGGUAAUUGGUAAUGUCGGACGGUUGCACAGCUGACUGCGCCGCCGCCGCCAUCGCCGCCGCCGCGGCGCCCGCUGAUGCGUUUGUGCCUAUUUAUUUCGCUACCUGAUUUCGUAUUGCGCUGGAGAGAUUUGUGAUUGAAUACUCACCUACAUAUCUGCGAGGGAGCGGCGCUCCGGCCGCCCUCCCCGGCGAGUCUGCCUCUGUUCUGUCCGCGCUGGCUGGCGGCCCCACUGCCGGCGCGCCGCCGCUGUUUCGUUAUUAGUUCAAGUGCCAACAUUGUAUGGACAAAGUACAACCCUAUUCUAGCCUCCAAGGCGAUUUUUACUCUUCGGAUAUCGUUGUUGGUGCAUGUGGUCGAAGCGGGCGUGCGCCCGCCUUUCCUGUGUCUAGUGUUGUUAUUGUGAACCCAUUGGCUGUUCUAUAGUGAGGAUAGACACCACUGUCGGCGCGUGCUGGAAGGGAUCCCGCUGCCGGGGCCGCCGCGGGCCCGAGACCUCCCUGGCCGACGGGGCUCUCUCCCGGGGUGGUCCCACCAACUCCGAAGCUCUCCCUGACCUACCGUCUCCUCCCUCUCUCUCCUCUCUACCCGACCUCUACCCUCCCCUCCCCACCUGAGGCCCGGCCCGGCCUGCGGGCCCGCACGGCCACACACACACACAUACAUACGCGCACAUUCACGCAUUCAUACCUGCAGUGAGGCUUGGUAGGCGCUACGCCAGAUGGUGUUGCGUGGUGUUCAGGUAUUUAUUUGUGGACCCCGUGGUCCGUCUCUUCCACUCAGAGUAUUGUACAUACGAUACAAAUAAAACUACUCGCUGGA
Messenger RNA from Amphibalanus amphitrite, 5368 nucleotides. Its product is annotated as protein tiptop-like. The record is from RefSeq and is a predicted model, not a curated record. NCBI's taxonomy places the organism in Eukaryota, Metazoa, Arthropoda, Thecostraca, Balanomorpha, Balanidae. Gene Ontology annotation, molecular function: DNA binding; DNA-binding transcription factor activity, RNA polymerase II-specific. The transcript is spliced from 3 exons. Gene Ontology annotation, cellular component: nucleus. The coding region runs from base 223 to 2832 and encodes 869 amino acids. Gene Ontology annotation, biological process: regulation of transcription by RNA polymerase II.